AUGAACUACAAAAAUGCUAUCAACAACAACAACAGCCACGUCAUCAACAGCAACAUCAACAGCCAUAACAACAACAACAACAAAAACAACAACAACAACCAUGUCGACUACUCUCCCACAGAUAACAAGAACACUAAAAUCGCUGAUGACAACAAACUAAGGAACGAGGAAAAAUUUAUCAUUAAUAAGAACUCUUUAACAAUAUCAAACUUCAAUAGAAACGAUAUAGGGUUAUACACAUGUCUGUUUGACUUCUUCGAAGAAUACCCCAACGACGACGACGAGGAUGAUGGUGAUGGCGAAAAGGAUGAUGACGACGAAGAUGAUGAUAAUGAUGACAAGAAUGAUAAUAAGAAUGAUAAAGAUAAAGUAAAAAAUGGUCACACUGAUAAGGGUGUUAAGAAGUUUGUUGGAAGGCACAAAUUUCUUGUUAGAGCUUCUUCAUCAUUAUCACUGCCGUCCGAUGAAUUUCAUACGCAUUGGAUUGGACCGAAAUCAUUCUGCUCAAUAGAAAAUAACAAAGAAGAAUGUUCGAAUUAA
Messenger RNA from Helobdella robusta, 540 nucleotides. RefSeq lists its product as hypothetical. Bases 1 to 540 code for a protein of 179 amino acids. NCBI's taxonomy places the organism in Eukaryota, Metazoa, Annelida, Clitellata, Rhynchobdellida, Glossiphoniidae. The transcript is spliced from 4 exons. The record is from RefSeq and is a predicted model, not a curated record.